AUGAAGCGAUUGAAGGAGGAAACAUUUUUCUUCAAACAUAUGUCUACUUGUCGUCGAGGCACCUCUGCAGCAGGAAAUGAUAGUUAUGAAUCUUCUACAAAGAAGUCCAACCAUAGGUGUCCUGCAGGACGACGACAUAAAAAGCGACGAAAAGCCAAAAGGAGAAAGAAACCGAAGAAAUCUGUAGACUCCGUUGGUGUGAAAGGCAAGAGAGAAUUCCCUCCUCCUCCUUCUCCUUCUGAAUCGUCGAGCGAAGAUGACGACACAGUAAAGGAGUGCAUAAGCAAUUGGGGUAAAGAAAUGCCCUAUGUGAAGGGUAAGGGACGACCUCUAACUUUGAAAAAGCGACGCAGCCAAGGGGACUUCCUACCAGAGGCUCCAGAUGACCAUCCCGAGAUUUUACAAGAAAACGAAACACAACGAAUAGCUGACUACGGCAAUGAAAACUAUGGAGGCUCUUAUGAGUUAUUCCGGGAACAAGAUGGAAAAUUCGAAGACGUCUGUAGGGAACUACAAGUAAAUGCUUUCAUGAAUGCUGAACAGAAUACCCAAAUGUUUGGCGAAGAUGCUCCGUUUGGUUCAACACCGCCUUCUGAGGAAGUAAAGUCUGCCAGACUUAUUCGAGUGGAAGAAGCGGAUCCUCUAAAAACUGCAUCUGAAGAAUUAGUCACCCCUCCGAUGGACGAACAUUGCGAUGAGAAACAACCACAAAAAUGGGAUUCUUUGAAAAAUCUAUCUCGAGAACGGCUUCACCCUACCUCUUCGGAAGAUAAAAUGCAAUUAAUGCGACAAAAUAGGAAGACUUUUUCUAAAGAAGGCUCAGACAGGAACCGUGAACAAAGGGAGAAACGGAGAGACCAUAAGCCGUCAAAAGUAGAUUUCAACAAAGGAGAACAUGAACUGCCGAAAGAGCCAAAGAAAGAAAAAUCGCCUUCGAAAAAUUUGGAUCAUGCAAACAGAAAUUUGGAUUACAAGCAGAAUGUUAGAUUGGGGAAUGAUGCAUACGGGAAGGGUUUCUUCAAAAAACAUCCUAGAAAAUCGCCGCAAAGACGACCUGAAUCUCCUGUUGCCAACAUCAACUCAGCAGAAGCACUAAAAGUGUGCCACGUUCCCUUACCGAAAAUGCAAGCAAGUAUUGCAAGUGGAUCAAACGAGGCCGUCCAAAAUAUAAAAAAGCCUACACAGAAGAAUAAACCAACUGCAAAAAAGUCGUAA
Molecule: messenger RNA, 1215 nt
Organism: Haemonchus placei
Lineage: Eukaryota; Metazoa; Nematoda; Chromadorea; Rhabditida; Trichostrongylidae
Source: the annotation of a GenBank genome assembly